GCCGCGCCGCGCCCCCGCCAGCUCCGCUGCCCAGCGCCAGGCCGGGGGCCCGCCGCGCCUCCGCAGCACCCGGCACCCUGAGCUCGCUGUGGCGGUGGAUCGCUGCUCAGAUCGCCAGGCUCACGAGAGUGCUGAGAGCCCAGUUUGGAGGAGCGAUGGAAGAGUCUUCCCAAGCCACUAAGCCCCUGGAGAUGAGCCCCCACUCUCGCUUCAUCAUUGGCUCUGUGUCAGAAGAUAACUCAGAAGAUGAGACAAGCUCCUUGGUGAAGCUGGACCUCCUGGAGGAGAAGGAGAGGUCCUUGUCCCCUGCAUCUGUCUGCUCAGAUUCCCUUUCAGAUCUUGGACUUCCCAACGCCCAGGAUGGCCCCGCGAGCCACAUGAGGCCCAGCAUGUCAGGUCUGCACCUGGUGAAGCAGGGGCGGGACAGGAAGAAGGUGGACGUGCAGAGGGACUUCACCGUGGCCUCCCCAGCAGAGUUUGUCACUCGCUUCGGAGGGAAUAAAGUCAUCGAGAAGGUGCUGAUAGCCAACAACGGCAUCGCAGCAGUGAAGUGCAUGAGGUCCAUCCGGCGCUGGUCCUACGAGAUGUUCCGCAACGAGCGAGCCAUCAGAUUUGUUGUCAUGGUGACUCCUGAGGAUCUGAAAGCAAAUGCAGAGUACAUCAAAAUGGCAGAUCACUACGUCCCGGUUCCUGGAGGACCCAACAACAACAACUAUGCAAAUGUGGAGCUCAUUCUUGAUAUUGCCAAGAGGAUUCCAGUGCAGGCUGUGUGGGCUGGCUGGGGCCAUGCAUCUGAGAACCCGAAGCUGCCAGAGCUGCUGCACAAAAACGGGAUUGCUUUCAUGGGUCCUCCAAGCCAAGCCAUGUGGGCCUUAGGAGAUAAAAUUGCUUCUUCAAUAGUGGCUCAGACUGCUGGCAUCCCCACUCUGCCUUGGAGCGGCAGUGGCCUUCGUGUGGACUGGCAGGAGAAUGACCUCCAGAAGCGCAUCCUGAACGUCCCCCAGGAGCUGUACGAGAAGGGCUACGUGAAGGACGCAGACGAUGGACUGCGGGCUGCUGAGGAGGUUGGCUACCCUGUCAUGAUCAAGGCUUCUGAAGGAGGAGGAGGAAAAGGAAUUAGGAAAGUUAACAAUGCAGAUGACUUCCCCAACCUCUUCAGACAGGUGCAGGCCGAGGUGCCAGGCUCGCCCAUCUUCGUGAUGCGCCUGGCCAAGCAGUCGCGGCACCUGGAGGUGCAGAUCCUGGCCGACCAGUACGGCAACGCCAUCUCCCUCUUCGGCCGCGACUGCUCCGUGCAGCGCCGGCACCAGAAGAUCAUCGAGGAGGCGCCGGCCUCCAUCGCCACCUCCGUGGUCUUUGAGCACAUGGAGCAGUGUGCAGUGAAGCUUGCCAAGAUGGUAGGUUACGUGAGUGCAGGCACCGUGGAGUACCUCUACAGCCAGGAUGGCAGCUUCUACUUUCUGGAGCUGAAUCCCCGCCUGCAAGUGGAGCAUCCCUGCACAGAGAUGGUUGCUGAUGUCAACCUGCCAGCAGCACAGCUCCAGAUUGCCAUGGGCAUUCCCCUGCACAGGAUCAAGGACAUCAGGGUGAUGUAUGGAGUCUCUCCCUGGGGGGAUGCAGCUAUUGACUUUGAGAACUCGGCGCACGUGCCCUGCCCCCGCGGCCACGUCAUCGCCGCACGCAUCACCAGCGAGAACCCCGACGAGGGGUUUAAGCCCAGCUCUGGCACGGUGCAGGAGCUGAACUUCCGCAGCAAUAAGAACGUCUGGGGCUACUUCAGCGUGGCUGCUGCAGGAGGGCUGCAUGAGUUUGCUGACUCUCAGUUUGGUCACUGCUUCUCCUGGGGAGAGAACCGAGAGGAAGCCAUCUCGAACAUGGUGGUGGCCUUGAAGGAGCUGUCCAUCCGCGGGGACUUCCGCACCACGGUGGAGUACUUGAUCAAGCUGCUGGAGACAGAGAGCUUCCAGCAGAACCGCAUCGACACGGGCUGGCUGGACCGCCUCAUAGCCGAGAAAGUCCAGGCUGAAAGGCCUGACACCAUGCUGGGAGUGGUGUGUGGAGCUCUGCAUGUGGCUGAUGUGAGCCUCAGAAACAGUGUCUCAAACUUCCUGCACUCUCUAGAAAGGGGCCAGGUGCUGCCUGCUCACACUCUGCUGAACACUGUGGACGUGGAACUCAUCUACGAAGGAGGGAAAUAUGUGCUGAAGGUGACCAGGCAGUCUCCCAACUCCUACGUGGUGAUCAUGAACAGCUCCUGCGUGGAGGUGGAUGUGCACCGCCUGAGCGACGGAGGCCUGCUCCUCUCCUACGAUGGCAGCAGCUACACCACCUACAUGAAAGAGGAAGUGGACAGGUACCGCAUCACCAUCGGCAACAAGACCUGCGUGUUCGAGAAGGAGAACGACCCCUCCCUGCUGCGCUCGCCCUCCGCCGGCAAGCUCAUCCAGUACGUGGUGGAGGACGGGGGACACGUGUUUGCAGGCCAGUGCUUUGCAGAAAUAGAGGUGAUGAAGAUGGUGAUGACACUGACAGCAGGAGAGUCAGGCUGCAUCCAUUAUGUCAAACGCCCAGGAGCAGUCCUGGAUCCAGGCUGUGUGAUUGCCAAGCUCCAGCUGGAUGAUCCCAGCAGGGUUCAGCAGGCGGAGCUGCACACGGGCACCCUGCCGCAGAUCCAGAGCACUGCGCUGCAGGGAGAGAAGCUGCACCGCAUCUUCCACUGCGUCCUGGACAACCUGGUGAACAUCAUGAAUGGCUACUGCCUGCCAGAGCCCUUCUUCAGCAGCAAGGUGAAGGGCUGGGUUGAGCGACUCAUGAAGACACUGAGAGACCCCUCCCUGCCUCUGCUGGAGCUGCAGGACAUCAUGACAAGUGUUUCUGGCCGGAUCCCACCCAAUGUAGAGAAGUCCAUCAAGAAGGAGAUGGCUCAGUAUGCCAGCAACAUCACCUCAGUGCUCUGCCAGUUUCCCAGCCAGCAGAUCGCCAACAUCCUGGACAGCCACGCGGCCACCCUGAACCGCAAGUCGGAGCGAGAGGUCUUCUUCAUGAACACCCAGAGCAUCGUGCAGCUCGUGCAGAGAUACCGGAGUGGCAUUCGGGGCCACAUGAAGGCAGUGGUGAUGGAUCUGCUGCGCCAGUAUCUGAAGGUGGAGACUCAGUUCCAGCACGGGCACUAUGACAAGUGUGUGUUCAGCCUGCGGGAGGAGAACAAGAGCGAUAUGAACGCGGUGCUCAACUACAUCUUCUCACACGCCCAGGUCACCAAGAAGAACCUGCUGGUUACAAUGCUCAUUGACCAGCUCUGUGGCCGUGACCCCACCUUGACAGAUGAGCUGAUUAAUAUUCUGACGGAGCUGACCCAGCUCAGCAAGACGACCAACGCCAAAGUGGCCCUGCGGGCGCGGCAGGUUCUCAUUGCCUCCCACCUGCCCUCCUACGAGCUGCGCCACAACCAGGUGGAGUCCAUCUUCCUGUCUGCCAUCGACAUGUACGGACACCAGUUCUGCAUCGAGAACCUGCAGAAGCUCAUUCUGUCCGAGACAUCCAUCUUCGACGUGCUUCCCAACUUCUUCUACCACAGUAACCAGGUGGUGAGAAUGGCAGCUUUGGAGGUGUACGUCCGCAGGGCAUACAUCGCCUACGAGCUGAACAGCGUCCAGCACCGCCAGCUGAAGGACAACACUUGUGUGGUGGAGUUCCAGUUCAUGCUGCCUACCUCCCAUCCCAACAGAGGGAACAUCCCCACGCUCAACAGGAUGUCCUUCUCCUCCAACCUCAACCACUACGGCAUGGUGCACGUGGCCAGCGUGAGCGACGUGCUGCUGGACAACUCCUUCACGCCGCCGUGCCAGCGCAUGGGCGGCAUGGUCUCCUUCCGCACCUUCGACGACUUCGUCAGAAUCUUUGAUGAGGUGAUGGGUUGCUUCUGUGACUCUCCUCCCCAGAGCCCAACCUUCCCAGAAGCUGGCCAUGCCUCCCUCUACGAUGAGGACAAGGCUGCCCGGGAGGAGCCCAUUCACAUCCUGAACGUGGCCAUUAAGACCGACGGCGAUGUGGAUGACGAUGGCCUGGCUGCCAUGUUCAGGGAGUUCACACAGAGCAAGAAGUCGGUCCUGAUGGAGCACGGCAUCCGGCGCCUGACCUUCCUGGUGGCACAGAAGGACUUCAGGAAACAGGUCAACUAUGAGGUGGAUCAGAGAUUCCACAGGGAAUUCCCGAAGUUCUUCACCUUCCGUGCCCGGGAUAAGUUCGAGGAGGACAGGAUCUACCGGCACCUGGAGCCGGCCCUGGCCUUCCAGCUGGAGCUCAACCGCAUGAGGAACUUUGACCUCACUGCCAUCCCCUGUGCCAACCACAAGAUGCAUCUCUACCUGGGAGCAGCUAAAGUGGAAGUGGGAACAGAGGUGACAGACUACAGGUUCUUCGUGAGGGCUAUCAUAAGGCAUUCAGACCUGGUUACCAAGGAAGCCUCCUUCGAGUACCUGCAGAACGAGGGCGAGCGCCUGCUGCUGGAGGCCAUGGACGAGCUGGAGGUGGCCUUCAACAACACCAACGUCCGCACCGACUGCAACCACAUCUUCCUCAACUUCGUGCCCACUGUCAUCAUGGACCCCUCCAAGAUCGAGGAGUCGGUGCGCUCGAUGGUGAUGCGCUACGGCAGCCGCCUCUGGAAGCUGAGAGUGCUGCAGGCCGAGCUGAAGAUCAACAUCCGCCUGACGCCCACGGGCAAGGCCAUCCCCAUCCGCCUCUUCCUCACCAACGAGUCAGGAUACUACCUGGACAUCAGCCUCUACAAGGAAGUGACCGACCCCAGGACAGCGCAGAUCAUGUUCCAGGCUUAUGGAGACAAACAGGGGCCUCUCCACGGGAUGCUGAUCAAUACCCCUUACGUCACCAAGGACCUGCUGCAGUCCAAGAGGUUCCAGGCACAGUCUCUGGGCACCUCCUACGUCUAUGACAUCCCAGAGAUGUUCCGGCAGUCCCUGAUCAAGCUCUGGAGCUCCAUGAAGGAGCUGGCACUGCUGCCCACGCCGCCGCUGCCUUCCGACAUCCUCACCUACACCGAGCUGGUGCUGGACGAUCAGGGCCAGCUGGUGCACAUGAACAGGCUGCCAGGAGGAAACGAGAUUGGGAUGGUGGCCUGGAAGAUGACCCUGAAGACCCCCGAGCACCCCGAGGGCCGGGACAUCAUCGUGAUCGGCAACGACAUCACCUACCAGAUCGGCUCCUUCGGGCCGCAGGAGGAUCUGCUCUUCCUGCGGGCCUCGGAGCUGGCGCGGGCCCAGGGCAUCCCUCGCCUCUACGUGGCUGCCAACAGCGGCGCCAGGAUCGGCCUGGCCGAGGAGAUCAGGCACAUGUUCCACGUCGCCUGGGAGGACCCCGAUGACCCCUACAAGGGAUACAAAUACUUGUACCUGACUCCUCAAGACUACAAGAAAGUCAGUGCCCUGAACUCAGUUCACUGUGAGCAUGUGGAGGACAAUGGAGAGUCCAGGUACAAGAUAACAGAUAUCAUUGGGAAGGAAGAUGGGCUUGGAACAGAGAACCUCAGAGGGUCUGGCAUGAUUGCUGGAGAAUCAUCCUUAGCCUAUGACAGCAUCAUCACCAUCAACCUGGUUUCCUGCCGGGCCAUCGGGAUCGGGGCGUACCUGGUGCGGCUGGGCCAGAGGACGAUCCAGGUGGAGAACUCUCACAUAAUCCUGACUGGCUGUGGAGCCCUCAACAAAGUGCUGGGCAGGGAGGUUUACACCUCCAACAACCAGCUGGGUGGGAUCCAGAUCAUGCACAACAAUGGGGUGACACACAGCACUGUCUGUGAUGACUUUGAGGGGGUCUACACCAUCCUGCAGUGGCUUUCCUACAUGCCAAAGAAUGUGCUCAGCCCUGUUCCUAUCCUCAAAGUGAAGGAUCCCAUCGACAGGACCAUAGACUUUGUUCCCACCAAGACGCCCUAUGACCCUCGCUGGAUGCUGGCCGGGCGCCCACACCCAAAUCAAAAAGGACAGUGGCAGAGUGGUUUCUUUGACCAUGGCUCGUUCCUGGAGAUCAUGCAGCCCUGGGCACAGACUGUUGUGGUGGGCAGAGCAAGGCUGGGAGGGAUACCUGUAGGAGUGGUUGCCGUAGAAACGCGGACGGUGGAGCUCAGCAUCCCUGCUGAUCCUGCAAACCUGGACUCUGAGGCCAAGAUAAUCCAGCAGGCUGGGCAGGUGUGGUUCCCUGACUCUGCCUUCAAGACUGCACAAGCUAUCAAUGACUUCAACAGAGAGGGGCUGCCUCUGAUGGUCUUUGCUAACUGGAGAGGCUUCUCUGGAGGAAUGAAAGACAUGUAUGACCAAGUGCUCAAGUUUGGUGCCUACAUCGUGGAUGGCCUGAGGGAGUACCACCAGCCUGUGCUUGUCUACAUCCCCCCCCAGGCAGAGCUGAGGGGAGGCUCCUGGGUGGUGAUUGACCCUACCAUCAACCCCCGGCACAUGGAGAUGUAUGCAGACCGGGAGAGCAGAGGAGGAAUCCUGGAGCCGGAGGGGACGGUGGAAAUCAAGUUCCGCAGGAAGGACCUGGUGAAGACCAUGCGGAGGGUGGACCCUGUCUACAUCCGCCUGGCAGAGAGGCUGGGCACCCCCGAGCUGAGCCCUGCUGAGAGGAAGGAGCUGGAGAGCAAGCUGAAGGAGAGGGAGGAGUUCCUGAUCCCCAUCUACCAUCAGGUGGCCAUGCAGUUCGCAGACCUGCACGACACGCCGGGCCGCAUGCAGGAGAAGGGAGUCAUAACCGACAUCCUGGACUGGAAGACCUCCCGGAGCUUCUUCUACUGGCGGCUGCGGCGCCUGCUGCUGGAGGACGUGGUGAAGAGGAAGAUCCACGCUGCCAACCCCGACCUGACCGACGGCCAGAUCCAGGCCAUGCUGCGCCGCUGGUUCGUGGAGGUGGAGGGCACCGUCAAGGCCUACCUGUGGGACAGCAACAAGGACCUGGUGGAGUGGCUGGAGAAGCAGCUGACGGAGGAGGAGGGAGUGCGCUCCGUGGUGGAGGAGAACAUCAAAUACAUCUCCAGGGACUACAUCCUCAAGCAGAUCCGCAGCCUGGUGCAGGCCAACCCCGAGGUGGCCAUGGAUUCCAUCGUGCACAUGACCCAGCACAUCUCCCCCACCCAGCGGGCCGAGGUGGUGCGGAUCCUCUCCACCAUGGACUCUCCUUCCUCCACGUAAGAGCAGCGACCUCCUGCGCCCCCUCCUGCGCCCCCUGCCCGCAGCGCAGGGCCAGGACGAGCCCGGAGCUGCCCGGGGGCCGCCCGGCCGUGGCCACCGCACCGACAGGGAGGCUCGGGGAAGGCUGCAGGAGGGACACUUCCCUUUCCCAAACCAGCCCAAGCAGAGGAGCUGCUGGCCAGGGCCGGGGCGGAGAAACACAGGGCCACGGCCCCGGGCAGCCCUGGCUCCACCUUAUUUAUUCAAGAGCCUGAGCACAGCCAGGGCCAGGCGAUGAAGGGUGCUGUGGCACCCUGAGCCCUUGGCAUGGCACGGCAGGGCUCCUUCCCUGACCCCCCCUGCUCCUCCUCCC
Messenger RNA from Dryobates pubescens (Downy woodpecker), 7551 nucleotides. RefSeq names its product acetyl-CoA carboxylase alpha (gene ACACA). The transcript has 56 exons. NCBI's taxonomy places the organism in Eukaryota, Metazoa, Chordata, Aves, Piciformes, Picidae. The coding region runs from base 156 to 7199 and encodes 2347 amino acids. Gene Ontology annotation, molecular function: ATP binding; metal ion binding; acetyl-CoA carboxylase activity. The record is from RefSeq and is a predicted model, not a curated record. Gene Ontology annotation, biological process: fatty acid biosynthetic process.